AUGGGCCACGGCAUCCCCUCAAAUAUGCCGCAGUACGGCCGCAACCCCGUCGCCGAGAUCCACGGCGGUGAUCGCGCCAACAAGGCCCAACUUAUCGUCGGUAUCGAUUUCGGUACCACCUUCUCCGGCGUUGCCUUCGCUUUCGCAACCAACAGCGAAGCUCGCGAGGACAUCAUCACCGAGUGGCCGGGUGCUGGUACCCAUACUAAGCAGAAGAUCCCUACUGUUCUGUAUUACGACCAGUAUCAGAAAGUGGUGGGAUGGGGUCCCGAUAUCGCUGAGGCGCUGGCGCCCACGGGCUACCCCAAGCCGGGUGUGCAAAAGUCGGAAAUCGAUGUCGCCGCCGACUACCUGUUCAAGCUUCGCCAGGCGAUGCGCGCGCAGCUCCAGAAGACCCUGGGUGAGGUGUUUACCCGUGAAGAGCGCAACAUCCGCUACUACCUGACCGUGCCAGCCAUCUGGAAUGAUGCUGGUAAGGCAGCCACCCGUGCUGCUGCGAUCCAGGCUGGCUUCUUACGGGAUGAGAACGACAAUCGUCUGACUCUGGUCUCGGAGCCAGAGGCUGCAGCUAUCUUCUGCGCCAAGUCGGGCUUGCUUAACUUGAAGAUUGGAGAUGCUAUUCUGAUUGUGGAUUGUGGCGGUGGUACGGUGGAUUUGAUUGCAUACGAGGUCGAGGAACAAUCGCCAUUUAGUGUGAUGGAAUGUACUGCCGGAUCUGGUGACUCGUGUGGUUCGACCGCGUUGAACCGCAACUUCUCUAAUAUUCUGCGGGCCAAGAUCCGUAAGAUGAAAUUGCCCGAUGGAUCUCGGGUUGCAGGCAAGGUGUAUGCCAAGUGUAUUAUGGACUUUGAGAACCGUAUCAAGGCUGAUUUCCGCAACAACGGUCAAAAAUGGGCUGUGGAUGUCGGCAUUGAGGCCGAUUUCCCCGAUGCCGGAAUUGAGGAGGGUUAUAUGACUUUCACCAACGAGGAAAUCCUCCAGUGCUUCGAGCCUGUGGUGAACCGCAUCCUUGAGCUGGUCCGAAACCAAAUUAUAGCUAUCCAAGCUCAAAACCGUUUGCUUCAGAAUGUGUUGGUUGUUGGUGGGUUCGGUGCUUCCGAGUACCUCUUCCAGCAGAUCAAGCUCCACGUGCCACCACAAUACCAGACGAAGGUUGUUCGCCCUAUGGACUCGGUGGCCGCCAUUGUCAAGGGUGCGGUGACAGCUGGUAUUACCGAGCGAGUGGUUACUCAUCGUGUCGCUCGUCGUCACUACCUGAUGGCUACUCUGCAGCCAUUCAAGGAGGGAUACCACCCUGAACAGUACCGAGUGCCUAGUUUGGAUGGCCGAGACCGAUGCAAAUACACUCGCCAGAUCUUUGUUCAGAAGGGUGAGCGUGUCAAGAUCGGAGAGCCUGUCAAGGUUAGCUUCUUCCGUCAAGUUGCGCCCGGCGCUACCUUGAUGUAUGAGGAUGUGCUCUAUGCCUGUGACGAAGACGUCUGCCCCGAGUAUACCAAGGACCCCCGUAUCAAGGAAGUUGUCACUCUCACCUCGGAUCUAUCCCGCAAGAACCUCGAGACCGAUUUUGAGCGCAUGGACACACCGCAGGGGAUCUUCUACCGUGUUUACUUCGACAUCUACCUCACCCUGGACGGCAGUGAGUUCAGCGCCGAGCUGGUCUGCCAAAACGAAAUCAUGGGACGCUGCCGUGCCAAGUUCCGGUAA
Penicillium chermesinum is the source of this 1704-nucleotide messenger RNA. Its product is annotated as Hsp70 family protein. The transcript has 5 exons. The record is from RefSeq and is a predicted model, not a curated record. Lineage: Eukaryota; Fungi; Ascomycota; Eurotiomycetes; Eurotiales; Aspergillaceae. Gene Ontology annotation, molecular function: ATP binding; ATP-dependent protein folding chaperone. The coding region runs from base 1 to 1704 and encodes 567 amino acids.